UCCCCCCUCGAAAGGGGGGCGUGAAGGGAGCCGGGAUCAGCCAGGGGCCAGCAUGAGCCGGAGGGAGGGAAGUCUGGAAGACCCCCAGACUGAUUCCUCAGUCUCACUUCUUCCCCACUUGGAGGCCAAGAUCCGUCAGACACACAGCCUUGCACACCUCCUCACCAAAUACGCUGAGCAGCUGCUCCAGGAAUAUGUGCAGCUCCAGGGAGACCCCUUCGGGCUGCCCAGCUUCUCGCCGCCGCGGCUGCCGGUGGCCGGCCUGAGCGCCCCGGCUCCGAGCCAUGCGGGGCUGCCAGUGCACGAGCGGCUGCGGCUGGACGCGGCGGCGCUGGCCGCGCUGCCCCCGCUGCUGGACGCAGUGUGUCGCCGCCAGGCCGAGCUGAACCCGCGCGCGCCGCGCCUGCUGCGCCGCCUGGAGGACGCGGCGCGCCAGGCCCGGGCCCUGGGCGCCGCCGUGGAGGCCUUGCUGGCCGCGCUGGGCGCCGCCAACCGCGGGCCCCGGGCCGAGCCCCCCGCCGCCACCGCCUCUGCCGCCUCCGCCACCGGGGUCUUCCCCGCCAAGGUGCUGGGGCUCCGCGUUUGCGGCCUCUACCGCGAGUGGCUGAGCCGCACCGAGGGCGACCUGGGCCAGCUGCUGCCCGGGGGCUCGGCCUGAGCGCCGCGGGGCAGCUCGCCCCGCCUCCUCCCGCUGGGUUCCCUCUCUCCUUCCGCUUCUUUGUGUUUCUCUGCCGCUGUCGGUGUCUGUCUGUCUGCUCUUAGCUGUCUCCAUUGCCUCGGCCUUCUUUGUUUUUGUGGGGGAGAGGGGAGGGGACGGGCAGGGUCUCUGUCGCCCAGGCUGGGGUGCAGUGGCGCGAUCCCAGCACUGCAGCCUCAACCUCCUGGGCUCAAGCCAUCCUUCCGCCUCAGCUUCCCCAGCAGCUGGGACUACAGGCACGCGCCACCACAGCCGGCUAAUUUUUUAUUUAAUUUUUUGUAGAGACGAGGUUUCGCCAUGUUGCCCACGCUGGUCUUGAACUCCUGGGCUCAAGCGAUCCUCCCGCUUCAGCCUCCCUAAGUGCUGGGAUUGCAGGCGUGAGCCACUUUUCCAGCCUCUCUUUGCUUUGCCUGCCCCGUUCUCUUAACUCUUGGACCCUCCUCGUCUGCAUGGUAACUCCGUCUGAGUCUACCAUUUUCUUGCUCUCCCUCCUUCCUUGGGCCUGCCUCAGUUCCCUUUGGCCUCCCCCUUUACCCAGCUCUUGGGGUGUCUCUGUUUUUUCCAUCCCCACUUCCUGCCUUCUUGUGGCCCUGUGUGAGCGCAUGUGUACAUCUCAGCCUUAUCUCAAGGAGGUGACACCUUCUCUCCUUGUCCCCAUCUGGCCGUCUCUCUGUGCUUCCCUGGCCAGGGGCGUGCCUGCUGGUCCUAUGGGGGGAAGGCUACUCCGCAUCUCAGCCACCUUCCUCAGGCUCACUCCACCUACAUCCCCAGUCUGCCACACCCCAUCCCUUUGGGCCUCAGCCCUGUCCCUUUGAUGUCUUCCUUUCCUUCAGCCCCUCUGCCCUGUCCCUGCACACCUCCACUGCCUCCCAGCAGAUCUGUGGAGACAAAACAAGCAACACCUUAAAAGAGUUUUAUUUCUGAAAAUAAAUUAAUUUUUUGUAAAUAAAAUGUUUAAAAAUAAAAAAGAAACUAAAGUUACUUGUAUAUAUAGUUGUUGAAAAUGGGGAGACAGCUUUAGGGAGAAAAGGACCCUUGCGAUGCAGCCUAGUCCCCCAGACAUGCCCAAGAAGCCCAGCAGUAUAAAUAGGAGGCUGACAGCCCCUGGCCAGUGGUGCCCUCUGCCAGCCCAGAACAGGAAGUGGAUGUGUCCUAACAGGAAACAGAUGUGAUGCAGUCCUUAGUUCUUCAAGAAUUGGGCUUCCAUGGAUCAGGAAGUGGAGCCCCUGAGGACAGGAAGUGGAACAGUAGCCCCAGAGAGACAAGCCAAGCAGGGGAGCCAAUGAACUUCAGCAGGAAGAAGGAAGCCUAUCUGCUUAGAAAGGCGGGCUCUUCAUACAGCGAAUGAGGUAGACAGAGACAGGAAGGCAGCCCCAACCGUCCCAAAACUACAAAAAGGGGAAGGUCUCAGGGAGAGCCUAGGAAGGGGACCAACUGUCCUCUCCCUGUAGAGUGACAGGUGAAGCCUCUUUGGAGAGGUGCAUCUUUCCAACCAGGAAGUGGACACCCAGUACCACUGGAUGGGUAACCCAUGGAAUGGCAUCCAUGGAGGUUGACCCAGACCUAGAAGGCAGGCCAGAGGACCUGGGCCGGAAGGCCCUGAAAUAAGGAAAUUGAGGCCUGGCUCCCAGGAAAUGUUCCCAGACAUGGCACCCAAGCCCCGUCUGCUAGACGAGGUUUAUCUCCUUUUCUAGCCCACAAGCAAGGCAGAAAAGAGGCCAUUGUGAAAGAGGAAGUGCUGCAGCCUCUGACAGGAAGUCCUACCCCUCUAUGCUGAGUACUUAGCCUUGAGCAGAGCCAAGUCUCUCACAGCUCGGUCUGUCCAGUGGCCAUAUUCCCGGGUCACCACGUAGCCUCGACAUUUCCUCUCAAAGGCCGAGGCCCCAAAGGCAGCAAGCCCUAGAGUAUCCUCUUCUGGGGGGAUUGGCAGCCCCAGGGCCGUCGUGAUGGCGGCCAUAUUGCCCAGCAGGCCUUGGGCCCUGAGUCUCGCAGCCCCGAGCUGAGCCAGCAGGAUGGGACUGCCAGGGUUCAGGUCGCUCUGGUCGUCUUCCACGAGCUGGAGGUGCUGGGUCAAUGCCAGGAAGGCCCUCUGGGCAAGGCUCAGCCAUUCCCCGUCAUCCAGGGCGUGCCAGGUCUUAAAGAAGGCGGUGGCAGGAGGCAGGCUGCUGAGCUGGAGCUCAGGGGCUGAGAAGCCAGGGUCACUAAAGGGGCUGCCCUGGUACUGGAGCUGCAGGAGAGACAGAGACAGACAGGAGUGAGGGGACCAGAGUGGUGCCUGGGACUCUGACUUCACGCCUGCCCACUGAGACUGGCUUCUUCCCAGGAGUCGUCACUUGCUGCGUCUCAGGGAGCUGCUGGGAUGUCCUGACACAGGGCAAGGGCCCUAGGAGGCUCAGGUGUGUCAUCCUCUGCACGCUAGCUGUGCAACGUGGAGUCACAAGCUUCAGAAAUUCCCACCUGGCAGUGUUAUGAAGAUUAUAGGAAAUAAUAUAUAUAAAGCCCUUAGCAGGCCGGGCACGGUGGCUCACAGCUGUAAUCCCGGCACUUUGGGAAGCCGAGAUGGGUAAAUCACUUGAGGUCAGGAGUUUGAGACCAGCCUGGUUAACAUGCCAAAACCCUGUCUCUACUAAAAAUACAAAA
Pan troglodytes (chimpanzee) is the source of this 3337-nucleotide messenger RNA. It is a transcript of the gene CTF1, whose product is annotated as cardiotrophin 1. Gene Ontology annotation, cellular component: extracellular region. Lineage: Eukaryota; Metazoa; Chordata; Mammalia; Primates; Hominidae. The record is from RefSeq and is a predicted model, not a curated record. Gene Ontology annotation, molecular function: cytokine activity. The coding region runs from base 53 to 658 and encodes 201 amino acids. Gene Ontology annotation, biological process: positive regulation of tyrosine phosphorylation of STAT protein; cell surface receptor signaling pathway. The transcript has 3 exons.